AUGGACUCAUUUGGGAUGGCAGUGAACGGUGUCAGUUACACAGAAGUAGCUGUGGUACUGGCACCAGAUGAUCCCUUUAAAGGACCGUCCAAAUCCAUCGCGCCCUGGAGCUUCAAACUGUUGGCAGCCUGGAUGUCCGUAGUGACCGUACUGUCCCUGUCCGAAAACUUUCUGGUGAUGCUGGUCACUCACAAGUUUAAACAGCUCAGACAGCCGAUGAAUUAUCUCAUUGUGAAUUUAUCACUGGCAGAUUUUCUCAUGUCACUGAUCGGAGGGACGAUAAGUGUGGUGACAAAUUAUUACGGCUACUUCUUCCUAGGCAGUUGGGCGUGUGUGCUGGAGGGAUUUGCGGUCACUUUUUUCGGUAUAGUGGCAUUGUGGUCCCUGGCAGUCCUCGCAUUUGAGCGGUUCUUUGUCAUCUGCCGGCCUCUGGGAAACGUUCGUUUACAGGGCAAACACGCAGCGCUGGGCUUGCUAUUUGUCUGGACUUUCUCUUUUAUUUGGACCAUUCCACCUGUACUGGGCUGGAGCAGCUACACUGUCAGCAAGAUUGGCACCACAUGUGAACCCAACUGGUACUCUGGAGACCCAUUUGACCACACAUUUAUCAUCACAUUUUUUGUCACCUGUUUCAUCUUGCCUCUGGGCGUCAUCAUUGUGUGCUACAGCAAGCUGCUGCGGAAGCUGAGAAAGGUGUCUAACACUCAUGGCAGGUUGGGAAAUGCCCGUAAACCUGAGCGGCAGGUGUCUCGUAUGGUAGUGGUAAUGAUUGUGGCCUUUAUGGUGGCCUGGACACCAUAUGCAAUGUUCUCCAUCAUCGUUACUGCCUACCCCACCAUCUAUUUUGACCCCCUGCUGGCUGCUGUUCCUGCAUUCUUUGCGAAAACUGCUGCAGUCUACAAUCCAGUCAUAUAUGUUUUUAUGAACCAGCAGUUCCGGAAGUGUCUGCUUCAACUGCUGAGUUGCAACAAUACACUGGAGGCAAACCAAACCACAGAUCGAGCAGACAUGACCGGGGAGAGCAACAGAGGCGAGAUGUCAACCAUCACUGCCCGAAUCCCAACUGGUACUGCUUCACCCAAACUGGACAGUCAACACAGCAACUCGAGCUUUACUGACCCGCUGCCGAUUCCAGAAAACAAAGUGUGUCCCAUCUAACUGGGCAAGGCCUCCACUUUACACACUCUUAUUUUAUUUCUAUUCUCUGAUGGACAGUCACAAUCAGCAACUUUACAACACAAUGAAAGUGAUCUUCUGGUCCUCACCUGUACCCAG
This is a messenger RNA of Trichomycterus rosablanca, 1275 nucleotides long. RefSeq names its product vertebrate ancient long opsin a (gene valopa). The coding region runs from base 1 to 1158 and encodes 385 amino acids. The transcript is spliced from 5 exons. Gene Ontology annotation, cellular component: photoreceptor outer segment; plasma membrane. Gene Ontology annotation, molecular function: G protein-coupled photoreceptor activity. The record is from RefSeq and is a predicted model, not a curated record. Gene Ontology annotation, biological process: cellular response to light stimulus; visual perception; G protein-coupled receptor signaling pathway. NCBI's taxonomy places the organism in Eukaryota, Metazoa, Chordata, Actinopteri, Siluriformes, Trichomycteridae.